GAGAGAGUGGGUGGUCGAUCCGUCUGAGGAAUUUUACUAUGGAUGGCUGCAGGUUAUGAUCUUUCCCAUCAGCUACAACUGGGUCAUCAUAAUUGCUAGGGCAUGCUUCUAUGACCUUGAGGAAAACUUCCUGGCGGUUUGGCUCACAUUGGACUACAUAUUUGAUUUCCUAUUUGUUAUCGAUACCAUCAUCAAAUUUCGAACAGGAUACUUGGAGCAAGGCAUUCUGGUCAGGGACAUAGCUCUUCUGAAGAAGCAUUACCUCAGCUCUUCUGGCUUCCUGUUAGAUCUGGUGUCCAUUCUGCCCACGGACCUUCUCUAUAUCUAUUUCGGCAUCCACUCCCCCCUAGUGAGAAUCAACCGCUUCCUGCGUUCUCCCCGCCUCAACGAAUCCCUGGAUCGCAUGGAAACACGUACCUCCUACCCAAACACCUUCCGCAUCACCAAACUCAUGCUCUACAUCUUUGUUCUAAUCCACUGGAACGCCUGUGUGUACUUCUCCCUCUCCAGAUACAUAGGCUUCGGGGAAGAUCAGUGGGUGUACCCCAACAUGUCUAACCCUGACUUUGCCUCCAUGCGCCGCCAGUACUUUUACUGCUUCUGGUUCUCUGCGCUGAUCUUCACCACGGUGGGCGACACGCCGGAGCCACAGCGCGAGGAGGAGUACCUGUUCAUGAUCGCCGACCUGCUCAUCGCCGUGCUGGUGUUCGCCUCCGUCGUGGGAAACGUAGGCAACGUCAUCACCAGCCUGAGGGAUCGUGAUCACGUGUUCUUCCCCAACCACGAGCUGGUGAAAGCCUACUUGCGUAACCGUGACAUCAGCAAUGAGCUGCGUAACCGUGUGAACGGCUGGUAUCAGCACCUGUACAUCAACCGUAAGAUCACAAGGGAGAACGAGAUCCUGCAGCAGCUGCCGGUCCAACUCCAGACAGAAAUCGCUGUCAGCGUGCACCUGCCGACCCUCUCCAAGGUCACCAUCUUCCAGAACUGUGAGAAGAGCUUGCUGGAGGAGCUUGUGCUCAAACUCACGCCACAGGUGUACAGUCCAGGGGAGUAUGUGUGUAAAAAGGGGGAUGUGGGACAUGAGAUGUACAUCAUCAAGGAGGGGAGGCUGGCCGUGGUGGCAGACGAUGGAGUCACACAGUACGCUGUGUUGUGCGAUGGGAAUUUCUUCGGGGAGAUUAGCAUCCUCAACAUCAAAGGUAACAAAUCGGGCAAUCGCAGGACGGCUAACAUCCGCAGCAUCGGCCACUCUGACCUCUUCAGUCUGUCCAAGGAGGACCUGACAGACACGCUAUCUGAGUUCCCGGCAGCCAAGCGCCUUCUGGAAGAGAAAGGACGUCAGAUCCUCACCAGGAUGGGCAUGCUGGAGGAGAGCAGAGAGGGCGAGGAGAAGGAAAAGGUAGAGACCAAGCUGGAGAGGCUGGAGGAGAACCUGGACACCCUGCAUACCAAACUGGCUCGUCUGAUGAUGGAGCUGGAGUCUAGCAACCGCAAGAUGCAGGCCAGGGUGGAACAGAUCGAGUGGGAGACUGAGGGCUGGGAGGAGAGGCUAACUGAGGAUGAAGAUGGAGAAAGGGAUGGAGAGAAGGAGAGGGGAGAGAUGGAUGAUUGGGUGGAGGGGCAACCAGGCAUUGGAGAGGAGGAGGUGGGUGUGCUGCUGGGACAUGAGCAUGGACGGAUAAAGGAGGAAAGGGGGGAGGAUGAGGAACGAGGAGAGGGGGAGCAAAAAGAGGAAAGG
Messenger RNA from Osmerus eperlanus (European smelt), 1741 nucleotides. It is a transcript of the gene cnga4, whose product is annotated as cyclic nucleotide gated channel subunit alpha 4. Gene Ontology annotation, cellular component: intracellular cyclic nucleotide activated cation channel complex; plasma membrane. The record is from RefSeq and is a predicted model, not a curated record. Gene Ontology annotation, molecular function: cGMP binding; intracellularly cAMP-activated cation channel activity; intracellularly cGMP-activated cation channel activity. The transcript has 6 exons. The annotation marks the transcript as partial. Gene Ontology annotation, biological process: monoatomic cation transmembrane transport. Lineage: Eukaryota; Metazoa; Chordata; Actinopteri; Osmeriformes; Osmeridae.